Messenger RNA from Lytechinus variegatus (green sea urchin), 2090 nucleotides. RefSeq names its product E-selectin-like. Gene Ontology annotation, molecular function: calcium ion binding. The coding region runs from base 1 to 1971 and encodes 656 amino acids. The transcript has 12 exons. The record is from RefSeq and is a predicted model, not a curated record. NCBI's taxonomy places the organism in Eukaryota, Metazoa, Echinodermata, Echinoidea, Temnopleuroida, Toxopneustidae.
AUGGCUGAGAGAAUGAAAUAUUUGGAAGUCGUGACGUGCACUGUAACUUUAUUUGGAGACAAAGUAAGUUCAUCGUGUACACCUGCCACUCAAGUAGACUACCAAGAAGAAUGUACCUUUUCUUGUCCAGCUGGUUAUGAGCUGAUCGGACCGUCAUCCGUUACCUGCACGAGCUUUGGAGGUUUCUCAGACGUAUUUCCCGAAUGUGAGGUCGUGACGUGCACUGUAAAUUUAUUUGGAGACAAAGUAAGUUCAUCGUGUACACCUGCCACUCAAGUAGACUACCAAGAAGAAUGUACGUUUUCUUGUCCAGCUGGUUAUGAGCUGAUCGGACCGUCAUCCGUUACCUGCACGAGCUUUGGAGGUUUCUCAGACGUAUUUCCCGUAUGUGAGGUCGUGACGUGCACUGUAACUUUAUUUGGAGACAAAGUAAGUUCAUCGUGUACACCUGCCACUCAAGUAGACUACCAAGAAGAAUGUACAUUUUCUUGUCCAGCUGGUUAUGAGCUGAUCGGACCGUCAUCCGUUACCUGCACGAGCUUCGGAGGUUUCUCAGACGUAUUUCCCGAAUGUGAGGCAACUUGCACCGUACCUGACUUUGAAAUAGAAGUAACUUCUUCAUGUACUCCUGGUGAAGAGGUAAGCUUGAACCAAGAAUGUACGUUCUCUUGUCCGCCUGGUUACGAUCUGACUGGGCCAUCUUUUGUCACAUGCGAAAGCUCCGGACAGUUCUCGGAUCAAUUUCCCCAAUGUCAGACAACUUGCACCGUACCUGAUUUGGGAAUACAAGUAACUUCUUCAUGUAUUCCUGGUGAGGAAGUAAGUUUGAACCAAGGAUGUACCUUUUCUUGUCUAACUGGUUAUGAGCUUAUCGGAAUACCAUUACUUACCUGUACGAGCUCUAGAGAUUUCUCAGACGAAGUUCCCCAAUGUCAGAAUAUCAACGAAUGUGAUCCCUACCCAUGUAUAAAUGGCGGGACGUGUAUAGAUGGUAUCAACUCUUACACUUGUGACUGUACUUUUGGCUUUACCGGAAUGAACUGCUCAACAGAGUGUACUCAAAAUCAUUCGGUUUGCAAGCGAGCAGAAUUUGACUUGGAAAUUUCUGGGGUUGAAAACAGUACAAGAACACAUGCAGCCAUCCCUAUUGGUUCAUCAGCCGUGCAGAGCUUAAAGGACAGGGUUGUGAAUACUUUGGAAAGCCUACUAGAAGUCAUUGGUGUUAACGGGGCUGUCAUUUCAGCAAAUGAUGACGCCAUUGGUUUAUUUACUACAGCGAGGAUCAGACUCAAUGUAACCUAUGAUGGUGACGUCACGAUUCAACAGUUGAUACCAGUGCUGGCAGCUGCUAUUGAGGGCAUCGGAGGUUUUACCGUUCAGAGUCUUGGGCUACUGACGAACCCCUGCUCCCUGGAAAAUCCAUGUGCUGAUGGAUUUACAUGUGGGAGGGUCGACAACACCUCUGCAAAAGUCCGCUGCAUACAAGAUAUGGUCACCACAGACACACCGGACACUGCCACAGUGGAUAGCAAAAGAGAGGUGCUAAUUAUCAGCCUCCCCAUUAUCGCCAUCCUAGCCAUUCUCUUUUUCGUUGUCAUCUCUUUCGUUGGUUUUGCUGUCCGCCGGAAGAGACAGGAGAUGAAGCUAACGAAGGGUGACCCUUCUUAUGGAAUACCGGGCUAUUUGAAACGGGGGCCAACAGGGGGAUAUGAACGUCCUAGACCGCAAACCAACCCUCGAAUCAUGCACGAAAUGAACGCCAAGCUUGAGAUGGGAUUAGAUUCUGGCAUGAAUGAUGGCGCAUCUCCUGGCUUCAAGGAUCACUACGCGGUACACGACAAUGGGUUCUCGUACGGAAAGCGAACCGGUGGUUACCAUGGUUACUUAACAAACGGGCCCUACCAUCAUGGCGCCACGAACGGGAGCGAACAGCCUAAAGGCUACAAUGGAAAACUGGACACGUAUUUCUAACCGGCCUUGAUCCAACGACCUGACUUACUCCACAUCGUCAACGACUCGUCGUCUAGUAACCGACGUAUGGAUACAAAAUAAGUGAAUAAUGUAUAGGCCUAAUGUUAUAAACGUGAAUU